Molecule: messenger RNA, 1509 nt
Organism: Wasmannia auropunctata (little fire ant)
Lineage: Eukaryota; Metazoa; Arthropoda; Insecta; Hymenoptera; Formicidae
Product: neuronal acetylcholine receptor subunit alpha-7-like
Exons: 10
Coding region: 1-1509 (502 amino acids)
Biological process (GO): chemical synaptic transmission; regulation of membrane potential; signal transduction
Cellular component (GO): synapse; neuron projection; postsynaptic membrane
Molecular function (GO): transmembrane signaling receptor activity; acetylcholine-gated monoatomic cation-selective channel activity
Source: RefSeq, a predicted model, not a curated record
AUGAUACUGACAUUUAAUUCAUUGUUGCAGGACGAGAAGAACCAGUUGCUCAUCACGAAUCUCUGGCUGAAACUGGAAUGGAACGAUGUAAACAUGAGAUGGAACGUCUCGGAUUAUGGAGGUGUACGAGACCUCAGAAUACCGCCGAGUCGGUUAUGGAAACCCGACGUUCUUAUGUAUAACAGCGCCGAUGAGGGCUUCGACGGCACUUACCCGACGAACGUCGUCGUAAAGAACAAUGGGACCUGCUUGUACGUGCCGCCCGGUAUAUUCAAGAGCACUUGCAAGAUAGACAUUACCUGGUUUCCCUUUGACGAUCAGCGCUGCGAGAUGAAAUUCGGUUCCUGGACGUACGACGGCUCUCAGUUGGAUCUACAGCUGCAGGACGAGAACGGAGGUGACAUCAGCAGUUUCAUCACUAACGGCGAGUGGCAUCUGUUGGGGGUACCCGGUAAAAGGAACGAGAUCUACUACAAUUGCUGCCCGGAACCGUACAUAGACAUCACUUUUGUCGUCAUCAUCAGAAGACGCACACUCUACUACUUCUUCAACUUGAUCGUGCCGUGCGUCUUGAUUGCCAGCAUGGCCGUCCUCGGGUUCACCCUGCCGCCCGAUUCCGGCGAGAAACUUUCCCUCGGGGUAACCAUCCUUCUGUCCCUCACUGUGUUUCUGAAUAUGGUUGCCGAGACAAUGCCGGCGACGUCCGACGCCGUGCCGCUUUUAGGGACGUAUUUCAAUUGCAUCAUGUUUAUGGUGGCUAGUAGUGUGGUCAGCACGAUCCUCAUCUUGAACUACCAUCAUCGGAAUUCUGACUCCCAUGAAAUGGGUCAAUGGAUUAAGUUAAUUUUCCUAUUUUGGCUACCUCGCAUACUUGGUAUGUCAAGACCGGUUUCGGAAGAAGACAAGGAAGCACAAAAGUCUCAGAAGCCAUCUCCAGUCACGGGCGCGAACAAGUCGUUCGGUGAUCUGGAGCUACAUCAGAGGAGCAGUAAGUCCCUCCUGGCGAACGUCCUGGACCUGGAUGACAACGCGCUGGCGCCUCACAACAAUCUGCUGAACAACGUGUACAGCACACCCGGGCCACAUCACGCGCACGCGAUGGGCCACGGCCACAGUCACAUACACACGACGCCCCAUCAUCAUCAUAGCCACGCACCCACAACGCCGCACCAUCAGCACGCGACGCCGAUGCACGCAUCGUAUCCCAGCCAUCAGAUCUCGCAUACGCCGCAUCAUCAUCCACAUCCGCAGGACGCGCCAGCGCCGCAGGUCGAGACGAUGCUGCAGAACGCGUGCUUCUGUGCCCGUUACGAGCUUGUGCUAAUCUUGAAGGAGAUUAAGAUAAUAACGACUCAACUGAAGAACGAGGACGAGAGCACGAAGGUCUCGAACGACUGGAAGUUUGCGGCGAUGGUGAUCGAUAGGUUGUGCCUAAUCAUUUUUACUCUGUUCACCAUCAUCGCUACUAUCACCGUCCUGCUGUCAGCGCCGCAUAUUAUCGUCACGUGA